CUGUCUGAGACCUUACUGGUUACAAAGGUACACUACACUCAUAGUCAACACUGUCUCAGCUUUUUUCCAGAAAAGCGAGCCUCACUCUUUGAACUUUGAACUUCUCACUACCCUCACACCACCACUCCACUCACUCACUUUCUCUCUCUCUUUUUCUUUGCUCUUCUACUUUCAUGGCGGUUCCAAAGCUUUUCUUCUUCUUCUUCUUCUUCUUCUUCUUCAUUUACUUCUGCAAAGCUAGUAGUACCACCUCCACAAAGGCCGUGUUGUCUUCUUCCUCUGAGGUUGGUCUUCUCUUGAGUAAAAUCAGAGCUUCACUGCAAGGCAACGCAGAAAACCUCGUUUUGUCUUCGUGGAACUCCUCUAUUCCACUUUGCCAGUGGAGAGGGCUCAAGUGGGUUUUCUCCAAUGGCUCUCCUCUCUCAUGCAGUGACUUGUCUUCACCACAAUGGACCAAUCUUUCACUUCACAAGGACCCUUCUGUGCACUUGCUCUCUCUUCAGCUCCCAUCUGCAAAUCUCACUGGUUCACUCCCCAGAGAGCUUGGUCAGUUCCCUCUGCUUCAGAGUCUCUAUCUCAACAUCAAUUCAUUGACAGGAACAAUCCCUCUUGAGCUUGGUUACAGCACCUCCCUCUCUGACAUUGAUUUCAGUGACAACUUGCUCACUGGAUCUCUUCCCCCUUCUAUCUGGAACUUGUGUCAGAGGCUUGUUUCAAUUAGACUCCAUGGGAACUCACUCUCUGGCUCUGUUUCUGGACCAGCAUUGCCUGACUCUUCUACUUGCAAGAAUUUGCAGUUUCUUGAUUUGGGUAGCAACAAGUUUUCUGGGAAUUUUCCUGAGUUCAUCACCAAGUUUGGUGGUCUAAAACAGCUUGACCUGGGGGGUAACAUGUUUACAGGUACAAUUCCUCAAAGCUUGGUUGGGCUAAAGCUUGAAAAGUUGAAUCUUUCACACAAUAACUUUAGUGGGGUUUUGCCUUUUUUGGGAGAAUCCAAAUUUGGGGUUGAUGCUUUUGAAGGGAAUAGCCCUGACUUGUGUGGACCACCUUUGAAAAGCUGUACUAGUAACUCUGGACUGAGUUCUGGUGCUGUUGCUGGUAUUGUUAUCAGUCUGAUGACUGGAGCUGUGGUUUUUGCUUCUUUGCUGAUUGGGUAUAUGCAGAACAAGAAGAGGAAGGGAAGUGGAGAGAGUGAAGAUGAAUUGAAUGAUGAAGAGGAGGAGGAUGAAGAACAUGGAGCUGGCGGGGGCGGCGGAGCCGGUGAGGGGAAGCUUAUGUUGUUCCCUGGAGGUGAGAAUUUGACAUUAGAGGAUGUGUUGAAUGCAACUGGGCAAGUUAUGGAGAAGACAUGUUAUGGGACAGCUUAUAAGGCAAAACUUGCUGAUGGAAACACCAUUGCUUUGAGGUUAUUGAGGGAAGGUAGCUGCAAGGAUAGGACUUCAUGCUUGUCAGUCAUAAAGCAAUUGGGGAAAAUUCGCCAUGAGAAUUUGAUUCCUUUGAGAGCUUUCUAUCAGGGAAAGAGAGGGGAGAAGCUACUUAUUUAUGACUAUCUGCCUCUCAGAAGCCUUCAUGAUCUUUUACAUGAAACUAAACAAGGAAAGCCAGUGCUGAACUGGGCUAGGCGACACAAGAUUGCGUUGGGGAUAGCAAGAGGGCUAGCUUAUCUUCAUACAGGGCUCGAUGUUCCUGUCACACAUGCAAAUGUAAGAUCCAAGAAUGUGCUUGUGGAUGACUUCUUUAUUGCCAGGCUCACUGAUUUCGGCCUCGACAAGCUGAUGAUUCCAUCCGUAGCUGACGAGAUGGUGGUGGUUGCGAAGACAGACGGGUACAAGGCUCCCGAGCUUCAAAAAAUGAAGAAAUGCAACUCCAGGACGGACGUUUACGCCUUCGGCAUACUACUGCUGGAAAUCCUGAUUGGGAAGAAGCCAGGGAAGAAUGGAAGAAAUGGCGCCAUGGUUGUAGAUUUGCCUUCAAUGGUGAAAGUGGCAGUGUUGGAGGAGACAACAAUGGAAGUGUUUGAUGUGGAGAUCUUGAAAGGGAUAAGAAGUCCAAUGGAAGAUGGGUUGGUGCAGGCACUGAAGCUGGCAAUGGGGUGUUGUGCACCAGUGGCAUCUGUUAGGCCCAGCAUGGAGGAAGUUGUGAGGCAGUUGGAGGAGAAUAGACCAAGGAACAGGUCUGCUCUGUACAGCCCUACAGAGACAAGAAGUGGAAGUGUCACCCCAUUUUGAGCUUUGGAUUCAUUCAACAUGUUUAAUCGAACUGUGGGAUUUUACUUUGUUUAUGUUUUCCUAUUUCUCAUAUGAACCUGAAAGGGUAAGUGCAUAAUGAUCUAGAGCAUGUUGUAAUUUUUUUUUACCCUGUAACAAUGGUGCUUUUGAAAUCAAGACUUAAUUACACUUUUA
Lotus japonicus is the source of this 2402-nucleotide messenger RNA. Its product is annotated as putative kinase-like protein TMKL1. The transcript is spliced from 2 exons. Lineage: Eukaryota; Viridiplantae; Streptophyta; Magnoliopsida; Fabales; Fabaceae. Gene Ontology annotation, molecular function: protein binding; ATP binding; protein kinase activity. The record is from RefSeq and is a predicted model, not a curated record. Gene Ontology annotation, biological process: protein phosphorylation. The coding region runs from base 174 to 2228 and encodes 684 amino acids.